Messenger RNA from Hippopotamus amphibius kiboko, 1184 nucleotides. RefSeq names its product IMP U3 small nucleolar ribonucleoprotein 4 (gene IMP4). The coding region runs from base 232 to 1107 and encodes 291 amino acids. Gene Ontology annotation, molecular function: snoRNA binding; rRNA primary transcript binding. NCBI's taxonomy places the organism in Eukaryota, Metazoa, Chordata, Mammalia, Artiodactyla, Hippopotamidae. Gene Ontology annotation, biological process: rRNA processing. The record is from RefSeq and is a predicted model, not a curated record. The transcript has 10 exons. Gene Ontology annotation, cellular component: Mpp10 complex; small-subunit processome; nucleolus.
CCGCGCUCGGAGCAGCUGCUCGGGAGAUGAUCGGCGACUCGUCAGGCGAGCACCCGAAGUAAAGGAACCAGCCACCCGGAAAGUCGGCGAGAGCUGUGUGUGUCUUCGAAUCGCUUCUGGAAGCGCCCGCGUUUUAAAAAAGGCGGAGUCUGGUGAGGGCGGAAGCGGAGACUUUGUGGUGCAGGCGGCGCCGGAAGAUUCUCUGGUACCCACGUGGAAGCUGCGCUCAGGAUGCUGCGCCGCGAGGCCCGCCUUCGCCGCGAGUACCUGUACCGCAAGGCGCGUGAGGAGGCUCGGCGAACAGCCCAGGAGAGGAAGGACAAGGUCCGGCGCGCGCUGGAAGAGAACCGCCUGAUUCCCACCGAGUUACGCAGGGAGGCUCUGGCGAUACAGGGAUCCCUGGAGUUUGACGAUGCUGGCGGUGAAGGUGUGACCAACCACAUGGAUGAUGAGUAUCGAUGGGCAGGGGUUGAGGAUCCCAAGGUCAUGAUCACCACCUCCCGAGAUCCCAGUUCUCGCCUCAAGAUGUUUGCAAAGGAGCUGAAGUUGGUGUUCCCUGGUGCCCAGCGCAUGAACCGUGGCCGGCAUGAGGUAGGGGCGCUGGUGCGAGCCUGCAAAGCCAACGGGGUUACUGAUCUGCUGGUUGUCCACGAACAUCGAGGCACACCUGUGGGGCUUAUCGUCAGCCACCUGCCCUUUGGCCCAACUGCGUACUUCACACUGUGCAACGUGGUCAUGCGGCACGACAUCCCCGACCUGGGCACUGUGUCGGAGGCCAAGCCUCACCUCAUCAUGCAUGGCUUCUCCUCCCGCCUGGGUAAGCGGGUCUCCGACAUACUCCGCUACCUGUUUCCUGUACCCAAAGAUGACAGCCACCGGGUCAUCACCUUCGCCAACCAGGAGGACUACAUCUCCUUCCGGCACCAUGUGUACAAGAAGACCGACCACCGCAACAUAGAGCUGACCGAGGUCGGGCCUCGCUUUGAGCUGAAGUUGUACAUGAUCCGCCUGGGCACACUGGAACAGGAGGCCACAGCAGACGUGGAGUGGCGUUGGCACCCCUACACUAACACCGCACACAAGAGGGUCUUCCUGAGUGCUGAGUGAGCCCACUCACCAGGCAUGGUUUGGACCUGGACCCAGGUGCUGGGGAGAGGUCAGAAUAAAGUCUGUUUGCCACAGCA